CGGGAGUGUCUCGAACAGGCGAUCAGUGUCGUGGGACGUCGCUGUCGACACCAUCCUCCGCUCCGGAGUGUUGUUGGUCGAUAGAGCUCCUCCUGCAUCUUCAGCGGCGAAGAGCGGCAGACGAUCAAGCCGGAGAUUACCCAUCCCAUCGAACGGCGUGCUGAAGCUGCAGCUUGCGAGGACGAGAGCGAUGGCGCGCAACUUGCUUCCAGCGAUGGCGGUCAUGGCGGCUCUGUCGGUCGUGACGAUCCUGAGUGUUGCCACGCCUGCCCUCGCAGGCCCGCCGAAGGUCACCAUCAGCUCGGUCGCUUACGGCGGCAGCGGUUGCAGCUGGAGCGAUAGCACCUACGUGCUCUCUCCCGACUACACCGUUCUCACAUUCAUCUUCGGCAAUCUGAUUGCCACGACGGAUGCGGGCUUAUUGGGUCAGCGAAAGACAUGCCAGAUUUCCUUGUCGCUGGACUAUCCUCCUAGCUGGAGUGUCACGCUGGGCUCGGUCACCGGCCGCGGGUUCACCGACAUCGCCAAGGACUCCAAGGGCGUGUACGAGACACAGUUCUACUUCUCUGGCCAAACCGGGACGCCCACCAUAACGCGCACAUUCGCCGGCCCGCGGACAGGCAACUUCGAGGUCACCGACAAGUUCCUUACGGUUGUGUACAGCCAGUGCAACGAUACGCCUAACCUGAACAUCAAGCAUGUGGUCCGCGUGGAGGGCAGCAAGGCCGUGGUCGGGCUCGAUUCGUCGGACUCAAAGUUUAAGCUCCUGUUCAGUCUCCUAUGGAAGAAGUGCUAAGUUAGACUCGGAAGGCAGCAUCUCGUGCAGCAAGCGGGUGGGAGAGGCGGCAGUCGUUAUGGUCAAGCAGCAGCGAUGGAUGGAGCGGAGGCAAAGAGUGUUUUUCGGAGCUGCCGACCUGCUCAGUGCUCACACUCAAGCUAAUAGCUGUAGAGGAUGGCGAUGCACACACAGAGUGUGUGGCUGCAGCCAGAAUGGCUGGGUUCUAAGUCUGAGGUGAUAGGGGGUCAAUGUUAAGGCCAUCCACUCCACGAGAUUCAGACGCUAGACGAAGUGGACGAAGUAGACAAAGUAGACGCCGCACUGCUCCCAUGAGUCCCAUCCACAAAAGCUCGGUAGCUGGUAGAUUAAUCCGGGGUGCUAUUCCCCUACUAUGACGCUUGUGGUUCUGAUACCUGUGAUGGGUGACAGAUUCCUUGCAUCCUGUAUGUAACUUGUACCAAAUGGCCAAACUCUAAGCAGUACCACCAAGCGUGUGUGUGUGUGUGUGAUUACGUGUUGUUGAUGAGCGUUUAAAGGGCGUCUCAAGCAGUAUAGGAGGGAGCUAAUGAUCAAGUGUGUAGUGAUGUCCUGCUUCCCUAUUGUGUGCCCAUUUGCCAUCAUCGACGAGCAUCCACCAAUUACCGGUAAAGAUGCGGGCAAAAAUGGUCCAGCACUGGGGUAAUUAACCGAGAACGUGAAAGUGGCCCAGCGGGAGGCAUUCUUAGACCCAUUGCUUCGUAGCUUGGCCAAGAGAGGGUCGCGAGCUGGUGUCCGUGGCAAUAGGGCCAGGCUGUCUCUUGGGGGUGAGGAGAGAUUCCCAGCUUAGUGGCUCUGCACUUGCACGCAGAGGAAGGGCGACCGUCACUCACUCGUUGCACAACAUCUCUAACCUUCGAGUUGGUCAUUUGAGGUAGGUGGAGUGCAAAAGACUUAUCUCCUCUGUUCUUGGUCUAAUGACAAU
This is a messenger RNA of Chara braunii, 1739 nucleotides long. NCBI's taxonomy places the organism in Eukaryota, Viridiplantae, Streptophyta, Charophyceae, Charales, Characeae. The record is from the annotation of a GenBank genome assembly.